Messenger RNA from Drosophila subobscura, 267 nucleotides. RefSeq lists its product as uncharacterized. The coding region runs from base 43 to 216 and encodes 57 amino acids. Lineage: Eukaryota; Metazoa; Arthropoda; Insecta; Diptera; Drosophilidae. The record is from RefSeq and is a predicted model, not a curated record. The transcript has a single exon.
CAGUUUGGAGCAUCAUUCUACAAUCUUCCUACCGUCUACAAAAUGUCUACCAACUGGCUGCAUCUGCUGGGCUUUCUGGUGGCCCUGUUCCUAGCCCUGGCCACAGGAGGAGAAGCUUCACCUUUCGACUCGAAUCGCUUCCGAGCACGGACACAGCCCCGACAAGGAUCCAUGCCGCAAAUACCCACCACACCGCCAUUCAAUCCCUACGGAUGAGGAAAACUAAUGUGAAAAUAAAUCAAUUAAAUAUGAAUCUAAACAAUUAAA